Messenger RNA from Penicillium olsonii, 834 nucleotides. The record is from the annotation of a GenBank genome assembly. NCBI's taxonomy places the organism in Eukaryota, Fungi, Ascomycota, Eurotiomycetes, Eurotiales, Aspergillaceae.
AUGACUAUCCAAAUUGAGCCCUCGGAGCUGGGCUUCAAGCGUCCUUUCAAUCAUGAGGUGUGCCAGGUCCUCCGCUUGAGUAACCCCAACCAGGAGACUGUGGUCUUCAAGGUCAAAACCACCGCUCCCAAGCACUACUGUGUGCGCCCCAACUCCGGCCACAUCGAACCGGGCCAGACCGUUGAAGUUCAGGUGUUGCUUCAGGCGAUGAAAGAAGAGCCCGCGGAAGGUGCCAAGUGCAAGGACAAGUUCCUGGUCCAGGCUGUGCCUGUCUCUCGGGGCCAAGAGGGUGCCACCGUUUCCCAGAUCUUCGACCAAACUGCCAAGAGCGACGUUGUUGAGCGCAAGAUCCGGGUCGUCUUCAUCGCAACAGAUGCCUCUUCGGAGAAGGCCAACGAAUCGCUCCACGACGAAGAGCCCCAGGCUCAGAACUCCCCCGGCGGUGGUAACUUCCAGACCCCUGCCCCCAAGAAGACGCAGCCCGAUGAAGCCUCCCCAAUCCCCGCACCCGAUUUCUCCGAGAAAGCCAACUACGAUUCCGCCCAGCGCGAACCCGCCUCCGUCAUCUCGACCGCCCGAUCUGCCGUUGCCAAUGCCCUCCCUUCAAGUGACGAACUGAAGUCCCAGCUUGCCGAAGCCAACGUGACAAUCCAGCGCCUGAAAGACCGCAUCGCCGAGCAAGGCCUCCGGCAACGCAAGACCGCUACCGAGGCUGGCUCCGCUCCCCCCGCUGCGAUGCAGCAGUCACAUGCGCAGACGCAGAGCGGAGUGUCGAUCCAGAUUGUUGCAGCACUCUGUCUGCUGAGCUUCUUGAUCGCCUACUUCUUCUUCUGA